Messenger RNA from Calidris pugnax (ruff), 2283 nucleotides. It is a transcript of the gene GAS2L2, whose product is annotated as growth arrest specific 2 like 2. The transcript is spliced from 7 exons. Gene Ontology annotation, cellular component: stress fiber; cytoplasm; actin filament. NCBI's taxonomy places the organism in Eukaryota, Metazoa, Chordata, Aves, Charadriiformes, Scolopacidae. Bases 22 to 2283 code for a protein of 753 amino acids. Gene Ontology annotation, molecular function: cytoskeletal adaptor activity; actin filament binding; microtubule binding. The record is from RefSeq and is a predicted model, not a curated record. Gene Ontology annotation, biological process: regulation of microtubule polymerization or depolymerization; microtubule bundle formation; actin crosslink formation.
UGGCACCGGUCUUAUGGCAAAAUGUGGGGGACACCAGGCGCUGGGGUGCGGAGCAUCCGUCCCUACCGGUCCAGCGAGCAGUACCUCUACGCCAUGAAGGAGGACUUGGCCGAGUGGUUGAAGGAGCUGUACGACCUGGACAUCGAGGUGGGCACCUUCUUGGAGGUGCUGGAGACGGGGGCCGUGCUCUGUUCCCACGCCAACAAUGUCACCCACGUGGCCGAGGAGUUUGCCCGUGCCUGUCCCGGGGUGGCCCACCACCUCCACCUGCCCACCACCGGUGUCACCUGCAACCCCGCGGCACAACCGGGCACCUUCCAGGCCAGGGACAAUGUCUCCAACUUCAUCCAGUGGUGCAGGAAGGAGAUGGGUAUUAAAGACGUCCUAAUGUUCGAGACAGAGGACCUGGUGCUGAGGAAGAACGAGAAGAACUUCGUGCUGUGCCUGCUGGAGCUGGCACGCCGCGCUGCCCGUUUCGGCAUGAGCGCCCCGACCCUCGUGCAGAUGGAGGAGGAGAUCGAGGAGGAGCUCCGCCAGGAGCUGGACCUGCCUCCCGCAGACAGCCCCCUGCCCCAGCACCCCAGGAAACCACGGGACCUCCACAACCUUGACCAGAUGGUCCAGCACCUGGUCAGCCGCUGUACCUGCCCCGUCCAGUUCCCAAUGAUCAAGAUAUCCGAAGGGAAAUACCGUGUGGGUGACUCCGACACCCUCAUCUUUGUCCGUAUCCUGCGGGAGCACGUCAUGGUGCGGGUCGGGGGCGGCUGGGACACGCUGGAGCACUACCUGGACAAGCACGACCCGUGUCGCUGCACCUCGCUCUCUCACAAACAAGCCUUGAAAACCAGGAGCCCCCAGCAGCAAGUGCAGCACGAGGUCCGGCUCUGCCCAGCCUCCAAGGCAGCCACCCGUGGCCAGCCCCAGCCCGCGCUGCUGGUCAGCCGCUCGCAGAGCCCCCUGCCCCCCGUCACCUGGGGGUCCCGUGUCCCCCGGUCCCCUGCCACCCCCUUGCCAGAGGGCUCAGGUCGCCCACCAGGUACCAGCCCUCACCAGGAGCCCCGGAGGCCACGGGCCACCCCUUCAGGGAUGAGGCCACCACCAUCCAGGUCACCUGCUCGACCCAGCUCCCCUGGCCGCACUUGUGGGGUGACAUGCCGGGCACCCACCCCUUCCCGGCUGGCCCCCGGCACAGGGGACAGCGUGGGGGUCCCCAAGGCACUGCGUGUGAGCACCCCAGGGAAAACCCCCACGGCACCGGCACGGGGCAGGCCCACGGCACCUGGCACCGGGGUGGCAUCAGCACCUCCAAAAAACACCCAGCAAGGAAGCAAACCAUCCGUGGCAGCUGCCAGGGGGCAGGAAAAGGGGGUCCCCACCGUGAUGGCAUCCCGUGCCCCCAGCCUCAGCAAGGUCUGUGCCCCCUGCCCACACCGGGACACCCGGGGAGACUCACAGAGCAGGAAAAGCUCACGGGAAGGGAGCCAGGGAGCCCUUGGCCGAGGUCAACCACUGUCACCCCAAAAUUCCUCCAGCCAGACUCCGAAACAGGACAGCAGUGUUAAACCCCCCACCAAAACCAGCCCGGCUGUCUGCCGGCCCCCCACCCCUUCGGCUCACUUUGCAAAUGGAUGCAAGAGCUGUGCUGCUGGGAGGGGUCCCCAGGUGACCCAGCGGUGCCACCGGGCUACUAGCCCACGGGCUAGGGAUGCUGAGGGGCCCGGGGUGCCAGGGGAUGAGGCGGGGGAAGCCUGUGACCCCGGUGGGGGGAGGGAGGGUCUGCGGGAGUGCUGGGAGCACACACAGCCCCCCGGCUAUGACAAGGUGGUGGAGGAGCUCUCCCGUGGGGGGCACCCCCUGCGCCCCGUGGGGCUGGGGAGCUGGGUCCCCAAAACACCCCCACGAGCCACUCCACAGCCCACCGCCCUCCCAGCCGGGGGGGAGGCUGAAGGGCUGGGAGUUGGGGGCCAGACCCCUCAGGGACCCAGGGCCAGCAACGUCCCCAAGCCCCGGCGGUGCCUGAAGAAGCCCGAACGCGUGCCUUCCAUCUACAAGCUGAAGCUGCGGCCCAAGGUGCGUCCCCGGCGGGACCACCGGCCCGGCAAGCGCCCCUCACGUAUCCCCACCCCGCUGGGGCACCGCCUGUUUGCCCCCCGGGGCCAGCAUCGCCCCCCAGCACCCCCCCGGCAGCCCCAGCCUGGUGGCACGCACCCGGGCACCAAGCCCUCCCCAGCCAACAGCGGCGCCUGGCUGACCGAGGAUGAUGAGGAGGAGGCAUGGGUCUGA